Messenger RNA from Blastomyces dermatitidis ER-3, 1307 nucleotides. RefSeq lists its product as uncharacterized. The record is from RefSeq and is a predicted model, not a curated record. The transcript is spliced from 2 exons. The coding region runs from base 229 to 879 and encodes 216 amino acids. Lineage: Eukaryota; Fungi; Ascomycota; Eurotiomycetes; Onygenales; Ajellomycetaceae.
UCGCUGUUUACCUAAGCGUGAUUGACAAAAACGGCUAGACUACACGUGAUUAAAAGAAAGUCUUGGCAUGAGAUUAUGUAAUGUGACGAACAAAGGGGGGGAGCAAACUAGCGGGGAGCGAGGAGUGGCGAAUGUUCACCGGCGACCUACUAUAUAGUGUGUACAUUCAUACAUCUGUAUACAGCGUACACCGGUUGAUGCGGGUGAGGCUGGUCAGUGCUGCUUACAAUGGCUGAAUCCCAUUCUAAAGAAAGAAAUGAAGCAGAUGCCAAAGCCCUCCUCCACGCCUCCUUCAAAAACCUCUCCAUAAACACUGACCCCACCACUAAGAAAACCCCACCCAGGAAAAAAUCCUCUCCCGUCACAGAAUCAUGGGAAGACGAGCCCCUCUCCUCCCCAUCGUCCUCCUCAGAUGAACAUGAAGACGGCAUAACCCCUCCGGCCUCCGCAACCCUGAGAUCCCCAAUCACCACAACCACCACCUCCUCCUCAACUGGCAGCAGCACCCCUUCCUCCCAGGUACAGGCCGGCACGCAUGCUCCCCCUCCAACCCCUAUCUCCCCACAAAACAGCUCCCUACCACGCUGGGUCCCCGACCUUCCGUCCGCCUGUAACAGUAUCCCGCCCCCACGCCAUGCCGCUUCCACUCCCUCUCCACCCUCCGGUAUGGAAAGGAGACCGGAAAAACAGACUGCCGUCGCGAGCCGUAUGAUCGCCGGCGCACUGGGGAUACGGGCUCCCAAACGCACGGAGGAGCAGAGGGCGUAUGAUCGGGCCAUGAGGGAGAAGGAGGCGAAGCGGAGGGAGAGGGAGAGGGAAUUGGCGAAUAUGAGGCGGAUGGAAGAGGAGAGGGCGAAGGCGGCGGUUUGGGAGGAGUAACCUGGAAGGAUUUAUAUACAUAUAUAUAAACUAUCCGUGUAUGCUUGUAUUUUUAUUUUUUUUCGGGGAUCCUGGCAUUUAUGUCUCAUCUUUUUCUUUUUUACAUUUUGCGGGGGAGUUUAGUCUUGGAUAGUUAUGGUUCUUUUGAUAUAUGAUUGGAUAGAUAUAUCCAUCUUAUUGCCUUUGUCAUGGUUUGUGGCGGUAAUAAUAACUGUUAAUCUAAUUAACUCACGAUUUAUUCUAACAUUACCAACCAUUCCCUAGUUUUUGUAACUGUAGUUACGUAUAAAUUUUAUCUUGUGUUUACGGGAAAGUUCUGUUGGUAACCGGUAUAUUUUUUCCUUGAAAAAAAAAAGACUUCACUUAGCAUAGUUCUCCUAGUGUAUGGAUAUGGGCACCAAGGUUGUAUGAUCUUAACUUGACCGCAA